Molecule: messenger RNA, 1420 nt
Organism: Planococcus citri (citrus mealybug)
Lineage: Eukaryota; Metazoa; Arthropoda; Insecta; Hemiptera; Pseudococcidae
Product: cytadherence high molecular weight protein 3-like
Exons: 3
Coding region: 217-1125 (302 amino acids)
Source: RefSeq, a predicted model, not a curated record
AAUGUACUUUCGGUUUCCUAUAUUUUGAAACCUGUUUAUACUAGGGCAAGAUCCAGUGUUAUUUUGUGGACCGGCGUAUAUUUAUGCUAAUAUGGAAAGUGACGCCCGAUAUAUCUAAAUUUUUAUUCGAAUUCGUCGUAUAAUGUCCUCUAUAUAAACAUAGUGAAGAUAAACAGAAUCGAACAGUUUAUUCAGUACACAGUUUCCAAUACAACAAUGAAUACCGUAUCUGCUGUUGCAAUCUGCAUCUUGGUCGCCGUCGCCCAAGCGGCCUCCGUCAAAGAAAACAACAAAGACAGCAAACAAAACAAACGUAGUAUCGAACACGGAUGGGGCAAUGAACUCGGAUUAGGAAGUUACGCUGGAAGUUACGGUGGAAGUUACGCUGGAGCUUACCCAUCUUACUCCACUGGCUUGUCUGGAGCCAGUUUAGAUGCCGCUUCAUUGUCCUUGUCUUCCGGAGCAGUCCCAGUAGCCAGCGCUGACUACGGUGCAGCCCUCUCCUCAUCUGGAUUCAGCUCUGCAGCUCUCCCAGCCGCCAGCUACGAUACCGGUGCCCUAGCUUUAGGUGGUGCCGCCGUAGCUGCCGCUCCCGCCAUUGAAACUGCCCCAUUAUACUCAGGUGCCGCUGUAGCUGCCGCUCCAGCCUACGCUUCCGCUCCAGUAUACUCUGCCCCCGCUUACGCUGGCCCGACUUACUCCGCUGGCCCGGCUUACUCGACCACUGGCCAAGUCGUACACAUUUCCAAAGAUGUCUUGAUCAAGAACCGUUACGCUGUACCAGUCGCCCAACCAUACCCAGUCAAAGUUGAGAAACCAGUGCCAUACCCAGUUGCUCAACCAUACCCAGUCAAAGUUGACAAACCAUACACCGUCCACGUUCCACAACCAUACCCAGUACGUGUUGAAAAGCCAGUACCUUACCCAGUUGAAAGAGCUGUACCUUACCCAGUUGCCGUCAAAGUACCGUACCCAGUAUACGAACAAGUCCCAGUACAUAUCCCAAGACCAGUCCCAGUUCCAGUAGUCAGGAAACAAACUUGCAUCCAAUCUAACUCCGAAUUGGUACCUCUUCAUUCCUUGGGAGGAGUUGGAGCUGCUGGUAUCACCGGAUACUCUUACUAAGAACUUGAAGAUCAGCGAUAUGUUUUUUGUUUUACAGUUUAACGUCAAAACAUUUCAAUAGGAAAAUCAGCGAGUUCAUUGAACGAGGCAUUUCUAGUCUUUCACUACAUCAGCUUCAAAAAAUAAAAAAUAAAAAAAUGCCAAGACGAUGAUAUUAUCGAUCAUUUUUUUAAAAAAGACGUUUUUCAAAUUUACACCUAUUUGUUGUCUUGUAUCAUUUUUAUGUAUUUUAAAUCCAAUAGGGAAAAAUUUCAUUCGAUGUUAGACUUUUUUAUAUUAAAACAUUACCCUUAAA